GGCUCUCCUUUGCGCUCGCCGCAGCUUCCGGUACAAGAGCCGAGCGCCGGAAGCCCAGGCUGUCGCGACUGGCUGUGGAGUGCGCUGCCGUCCUGCCUGGUGAGAACCCAAGUGAGACCCGUAGAGCCGCAGGCCUUAGAGACGCGAGGUUUACUGCUGAAGGUGCUGAGAAGCCGAUUGGGUAUCUGAGAGAGGAGUCAUCAACAUGGAUCCAAAAACUGAACACGAACCCGAAUCCAAAAGACUGAAGAUCACACCAUCAAUAACGGUACCGACACAACAGCUACCUUUAAACAUGCAGCCAAGCAAAGGAGGCAAGAAAAAGGAAGGAGCAACAAAAAGCACACUACGCGUAAAUCCCCCGACAUGGAGUCAGAUCCAGAACUUGGCAAGCAAAGCUCAGGGAGUGAUUGAGAAGCAGGGGGUCCCUGAGACACCAGCUACCAUGUUUAUGGCAAUGCUGGCUGUUCUAAGUUGUCAGUCAAAUGCAGUCUCGUCAAAUCCCAGUUCCAAUACCUCCAAGUAGACAUGCAUCAAUUGCAGUUAAAAAAUAAGGUGGAGAUGUGGAGAGCAGAUGAGCCCCUGGUUGAUGUCAGCUGAUCCUGUGGUGUUGGCAAAAGUCAAGUCUGGGAAACAUUCCUUGCCAAAAAGGCAAGGAUGCAGCAGGAUGUUCCUAGCAUUGCAACAGUAGGGUAACUGCAGAAAUAGUUCUACUUCUGUAACUUUUUAGUGUGCAGAGAAGACUCUUGGUAACUCACAAGACUUGAACAAUUUACAUUGCCCCUCUAGUUAAACUUCCUAAUUAUGAGACCCUUUAUAAUAAACUUGCAAAGCUAGUUCUGGGUCACUGUUCCCCCAUCAGAGUGUCCCAGUGUCCCAUAGUCCCAGCUUUACUUCAGAAUGUCUCUGUUUUUCUCCAUCUCCCAUCACCCCUACUUGAGGUCCUUUGUUGAUGCUGCGUGGGUCUGGCAGAGAGCUGAGUUCUACAUUAAUGAAUAACUCAAGUUUGUCUACAGAGAAGCUAUAAGAAAAAUCUCUGUUCAGAGAAAAAUCAGCUUUCCCCCUUCAUUUCAGGCAGUCCUUGUUAUAAUUCUUUUUUUUUUUUUUUAAGGUUUUUAAAGGUAGACAUAAUACAUUUAUUUAUUUAUUUUUAUGUGGUGCUGAGGAUUGAACCCGUCGGCCUACGUGUUCAAGGCUGAGCUGUAACCCCAGCCGCCAUGCAUUAUAAUUCUGGAGCAAUUCUCUUUGAGUUCCCAAGAACCCAGACUUGCUUUUGCUAUUGACUUGGCAGAAGUUCCUGCAAAGCAUUUUUUUUAACUUUAUAUUUAGAAAUAAUUUUAAUCUUAUAUAGUUAUAUAGAAUUCCUGAAUUGUCUCUUAUUCGGAUUCCCCCCCACCCUUUUUUUUUAAAAUUUAGAUACAGGGUCUCACUGAGUUGCUUAGUACCUCCCUGUUGAUGAGGCUGGCAUGAUCCUCCUCCCUCAGCUUUCUGAGCUGCUGGGAUUACAGGCAUGCUCCAUUGUGCCUGGCUAGAUACAUCAAUUUUUAAAAAAUAGUUGAAGAUGAAAAAAAUACCUUUAGUUUUAGGAUAGAACCUAGUGCCUUACACUUGCUAAAAAAGGCGCUUUAGUAUUAGAGCCCCAGCCCCAGCCCAGAUUCAUCAAUUCUUAACAUUUUGACCCAUUUAACAUUCUCUUUACUGCAAGCCUACUAUUUAUAUUUAUGAAAUAUUCUAAAAUAGCUUACCCCAAAUUUCUGUAUGAAUUACUAAAGAACAAGGAUCAUUUUUUUAAAUAAAGAUGUUUGACACUGA
Molecule: messenger RNA, 1812 nt
Organism: Marmota monax (woodchuck)
Lineage: Eukaryota; Metazoa; Chordata; Mammalia; Rodentia; Sciuridae
Product: endogenous retrovirus group K member 21 Rec protein
Exons: 3
Coding region: 206-526 (106 amino acids)
Source: RefSeq, a predicted model, not a curated record